AUGGACGAUGAGAAGCUUAAGGCCGAGAAGAUGGCCGCUGCUAAAAAGAAGUUCGAGCAAAUGCGCAAGGCGAAAGCUAAAAAGGCCGGCAAGAAGGGAGUAGGAGGGGAUGAUGCUUCUAAAAAGGAGGAGGCUUCCGCUGCUGCUGCGACCUCUGCUGAGCCGGGAACUCCUACGUCGUCUACCGCUGGGGAGGGUGUUGCUGAGGGGGGGAAGGAGGAGAGGGAUAAGGGGGAGGAUGUUUCGGAGGUUCAGGAGGAGAAGACGGAACAGGCUCCUGAAGAGCAGCCUGCGGAAGAGGCUCCAGCCGAAGCUGAGGAAGAACCUGUCCCUGCGCCUGUGACCAAAACACCCUCCCUAGCGCAACAAUCCAAAGCGCGCUCGCGGUCUUUCCGGCAGGGCUCCAUCUCUAUCACCACCGGCAGCACGCCGCUUUCCCCAGGGGGGUUAAUCAGCCCCGUUGGUGAAGGAGGUGAGACGGCACCAGAUAUCUAUCGCAAGCAGGCGCAACGAAUUGAGGAGCUGGAGAAGGAGAACAAGGCGCUGGCGAAGGAGGUCAGGGAUGUGGAGAAGAGAUGGCAGAGAGCGGAGGAGGAGUUGGCGGAUUUGAGGGAACGGGAUUUGGGGGAUGAGGGGGAGGUGGCAAGGCUGAAAAAGGAGAUUGAGGCUCUGCAGAGGCAGAACGCCCAGCUGCAGGCUCAGAUCAGCCGGUCUGGGUCGGGAGCAAGCAGUCGGCAUGGGUCUUCACCGUCCCUGUCGCUGGCAAGCCCACCUGCUGCGGCAACGGCCGAGCUGGAAGCCCAACUUCGCAGCAAAUCAGCGACAAUUGAGACGAUGGAGCUCGAGAUGUCGCGUCUGCGCGCACAAGUUGAGCGGCUAUCGCUCUCGGCGUCAGCACCUUCUGAGCAGAUCGCUGCUCUCGAAGAGAAACUCGCCCGUGCGGAGAAGGCAGCUGGUGUUGCCCAGAGAGAGGUCAAUGACUUGAAGGCGGAGCUGGAAAAUGCCUCCAAGAAAGCAGUCAAAGAGGGCUCGGAGAGGGCAAGUGCCGAGACGAAAGUCAAGAUUUUAGAAAAGGAGGUCGAGACCCUCAAGGGGGAGAAGGAAGACCUUGCCAAGAAGGUCGAGGCGCUAGAAAAGAAAGUUGCCACGCUCACCACACUGCAUAAGGAACAGGAAGGCCGGAUGUCUGCCCUACGCAAAGAAAAGGAUAGCUUGGAGGAGGAAAUUAAGAGGCUCAAGAAAGGAGGGGAGGGAGGCAUCGACGACGAAGGGAUGGACGAACUUGAAGAUGAGGAGCGCCGCAGGCUUGAACAGCGGAUCCGGGAGCUCGAGGCAGAGAAUACGGAUCUCCGCCGGGGCAUCUGGAUCGAGAAACGCAAGGAGAUGCAGAUGCCUCCCGAAGGCGAGACUGCCGUUCGCUUUGAGAGUGUCGACCUCGACCAUGGCGGUCACUUGUCACCACAUGUUCAUGCCCAUGGUAGUAAGAAGGGCGGCGGACUGGGAGACUUACUAGCUACCGGCCUCAAUGUCUUGACAGGAGGCGGGACUACGGCUACCGCUGGCGGCGGGGCAUUUGAUGAUCUGCUGGAUGAUGACAUGGAGUUUGACGAGGAAGCCUUCCGGAGGGCUCAGGAGGAGGAGCAAAAAGCAAGGAUUGAGAGGAUCAAGGAGUUGAAGAGGACGUUGAAGAAUUGGGAGGGGUGGCGGUUGGAUUUGGUGGAUAUCAGGCGUGGUGGGGGAGAAGGGAUCGGGGAGAUCUUCGAGGUCUGA
Messenger RNA from Thermochaetoides thermophila DSM 1495, 1770 nucleotides. RefSeq lists its product as uncharacterized. The record is from RefSeq and is a predicted model, not a curated record. Lineage: Eukaryota; Fungi; Ascomycota; Sordariomycetes; Sordariales; Chaetomiaceae. The transcript has 3 exons. The coding region runs from base 1 to 1770 and encodes 589 amino acids.